Dioscorea cayenensis subsp. rotundata (Guinea yam) is the source of this 2563-nucleotide messenger RNA. RefSeq lists its product as uncharacterized. NCBI's taxonomy places the organism in Eukaryota, Viridiplantae, Streptophyta, Magnoliopsida, Dioscoreales, Dioscoreaceae. Gene Ontology annotation, biological process: lipid catabolic process. The record is from RefSeq and is a predicted model, not a curated record.
GGGUUUAAUUUGCAAAUAAUACUUGACCCAAAGUGAUAAUGGGACUGGCCAAUGGGAAAGUGCCACAUCGGAUGAGUCACAAAAAGGAGUCGGCAAAGUGAGUAAGUGCAAAAGUCGUGAGAAAUAUGAAAUGGAGUCGGUUUUCGAGUCAUGUUUUCUUCUUGUUCGGUGGACGCCGCGUUCAUUGUCUCGCUUCGUCGUUCGCGGAAAAAAAGAUCGCUUCGCCGAAAAGCAAAAAGAAAACCAAUUCCAUCGAAGUUCUUCAGAGACUCCGAAGAUCGAAAUCUCUCCUCGUUCUCCUUCCCAAUCAUUCCUUGAUCACUUGGAGAGAAGAAUUUCUCACUUUCUUAGAUUGAUUGGAGUUGUAUCUAGAAGAAGAUUUUUAGUGUUCUUGGAUUUGGAAGUUGGACUGAAUGGCGACUGCGACUAUGGCGACUGCAGCAGGGGCAGCUGCCCUUCUUUACUACACACUGAAUCAGAAACUUAAGGCUGCUCAGUGUGAAGAAGGAGAAGAUGGUGAAAACAGCAGGGAGCCAUUGAAUCCCUCUUCUUCAGGAAGGAACCAGGUCUCUCGGAGGCCUGCACAGGCCCCUGCAACAUGGUUGGAGACCAUAUCAACCUUAUCUGAGACUUUAAGGUUUACAUACUCAGAGACUCUAGGGAAAUGGCCAAUUGGAGAUCUGGCUUUUGGCAUCAGCUUUCUCUUGAAGAGGCAGGGGAACCUACAUGUGGCAAGUAUCUAUGCUGGAGAAGAGAGUGUACAACUUAGAGGAGGACAGAUUACUGCCGAACUCAAGUACCUGUUGAAUUUGCUGACCCUUUGUUGGCAUUUUUCGAAAAAACCAUUUCCUUUAUUUUUGGAGGCAACUGGGUAUUCUGAAGAAGAUGUUAUUCUUCAAGAACCUAAAGCAGGAAUCUUGAAGCCAGCAUUUACAAUUAUAGCUGAUAAAAACACAAACUGUAUUCUGCUUCUGAUCAGAGGAACUCAUAGCAUCAGGGAUACACUAACAGCUGCAACUGGUGCAGUUGUGCCAUUCCAUCAUACUGUUAUAAAAGAAGGUGGCGUCAGUGAUUUAGUUCUUGGUUAUGCACACUGUGGAAUGGUUGCAGCUGCACGUUGGAUUGCAAAGCUGGCAACUCCUUGUCUCACAAAAGCAUUGCAUGACUAUCCAGAUUACAAACUAAAGAUAGUGGGGCACUCUCUUGGUGGAGGUACAGCAGCACUUUUGACUUACGUUUUGCGGGAACAAAAGAGUUUCUCCACCACCACUUGUGUAACAUUUGCUCCAGCUGCCUGUAUGACAUGGGAGUUGGCAGAGUCAGGUGUGGACUUUAUCACCUCAGUAAUUAACGGAGCUGAUCUUGUGCCUACCUUUUCUGCGGCUUCUGUAGAUGAUCUACGUGCUGAGGUAACAGCAUCAGCAUGGCUGAAUGAUCUGCGUAAUCAAAUUGAGCAAACAAGAAUCCUUAGCACGGUGUAUCGUUCUGCAUCUGCACUAGGAUCUCGUCUCCCAUCCAUAGCCAGUGCUAGAGCCAGGGUUGCUGGUGCUGGUGCAAUCCUCCGCCCGGUAUCCACUGGAACUCAGGUCGUGAUGAAGCGAGCUCGGAAUGUGGCACAGGCUGCAUGGACCCGUCAACCAUUACGGUUAUCCUCUUGGUCGUGUAUUGGACCUCGUCGUCGGACUAACAAAGGUUCCAUUGUAGAAUCAAGCACAAUAUCCAUUGGCUCAACAAUAACCAGUUCUGAACCUCUCCGAACAGCAACUGAAACCAUUACAUUGGAAACAACAGAGGUAGUCACAUCCGAGGGUAAAGGCUGGACUUCUGAGAUGGAAGCCCAGUGUUCGGCAAAUGGUGGUGGGAAUGGUCCUACUCACCGGGAUGAUGAAGAUGAUGUCAGCGAGGGUGAGGAUCUUGUGGGUCAUGGAAGGACUGAGGAUAGCAUGACAGAGGUAGAACUAUGGCAACAGCUUGAGAAUGAGUUGUACAGACCACCGGCAACUGAAGAAGAAGCUGACAUUGCCAAGGAAAUAAGGGAAGAGGAGGAUGCAGCGGCAGCGGAGGUGGCUGAGAGCACAUCGGAGAGCCUCCUUCCCGGUCCCACAUCAGAGAUGAGGAGAUUUUACCCACCCGGCAAGAUUAUGCACAUUGUGAACAUACUCCCCGACGAGCCAGUACACGAAGAUGAUGACGAUAAGGAUAGCGGCAGUGAUGAGGAAGAUCACUGUAUUGAACCAGAGAAGCCGAAGAUUGGGAUUUUCUCAACUCCGAGGUCGUUGUAUGGCAAACUGAGACUAUCGCAAAUGAUGAUCAAUGACCAUUACAUGCCUAUUUACAGGAGAAAUAUUGAGCAAUUGAUAGCUGAACUUGAGAUGGAUGAUUCAGUGAAUGAAACAAGUCAAACAACUGGUUCUUUGUGAUUGUUAAAGUGGUAAAGUUCUGCAGGUAACUCAGUUGAUAAACUAACCCUCAUUUAGAGCAAAACAUAGUGCACUGAUCUCAUUUUAGAAUUUUUUUUUUGUGUAGUGCUCUAACCCAACAUAAGAUUUUUGCUGAGCAAUCU